AUGGGCAAUGGCCAGUUGCUUCGUAGAGCUCAGGAGAUCUACUCAGACCUCUCCACGCAUGACCUUCGGAACUACACCAAAGUGUGCAGCUUGGUGCCCGAGUUCCCCGACAGGUACAAGAGCCAGCGGCGCUUUGACAAGUUCCGCGUGCGCAAAGGGGCCACGCAUCCGGUCUGGGCUGUGGCCGUAGCAGAGGUGAACAUGAUGAUGGCCGCGGCGACGGCCGACCACGAGGUUCACCUCUGGGACUUGGAAGUCAUGGAACUCCUGGUUUCCCUGAAAGGCCACUCAGAUCAAGUCUGGGAGGUGAAGUUCUCCAGCAACGAGACCACCCUGGCCUCUGGCAGCAGCGACAAGACCAUCCGCCUCUGGGACGCCCAAGAUGGGAGUCCGCUGGGCGUGCUUCGUGGGCACGAUGCGGCCAUAAGGUGCCUGAGCUUCUCCUUUGCGGGCUAUUUGAUCUCCGGAGACCAGGACUCCAACCUGUUCCUCUGGGAAGCCGAGAAUGCCAGCCCCAUCAAGCAGUGGAAGGCCCACCAGGGUGCCGUCCACAGCGUGGCCUUCUCCAUAGCAGAGCCGCUCCUCGCCCUGUCAGUUGGUGCGGAUGGCUCCGUGGCGUCUUGGUACGUGAAGAGGGAGGAUGACGACAUGAUCCUCGGAGGGCGAUUUGCAGGUGGCAGCGGCGGCGCUGUGCUGAGUCUCGCCUGUCAUCCGGUGUACCCGGGCAUCGCGGCCGUGGGGAACCAGGACGGGGGCGUGUGGAUCUGGGACUUCACUCCGGACUUCCAGCGAGGCACUGCGGAAGUCACAGGCCACCAGCGGCUGCGGGGACAUACGGAAGCUGUCUGGUUCUUGGAGUUCUCACGCGAUGCCUGCCUGCUGGCAUCCGGCUCUGCCGAUUGCACUGUUCGAGUAUGGGAUGCCUCUUCCAUUGCCGUCCCCUCUUUGCUGGCGGUCUUCAAAGCACAUGACUCGUGGGUGAGGCAGGUCCGAUGGUUCAAUCAGCCGGGGAAUGGCCGGGGCAAGAAGAGGCUCUUGGUGACGUGCUCCACGGAUGGCCGGGUGGCAGUCUGGGCACCACCUGGACGUUUGCGGAAGAUCAAGAAGCUAGAGGACGCGCCGUCCCUGAGCCAAAAACUCUACGUGCCCGUGGAUGCAGCUGCUGAGGCCUGUAAUUGCAACUUUGGCGGAAACCUUGUGGUAAUGCCGCAUGGCCGCAUGGCUGUGUCUUGUGCCCGCUCGCCUCCAGUCGAGCAGAGAGCUGGUUGCCUACACAGGCGACCAGAGCAUUGCUGGCACUUUGCAACCCUCUUUGCCUCUGCCAUCGCAGCCAUCGCCGCAGCUUGCCCUGCCGCCGCCACUGAAAACCGAGCCCAACAGACCUUCAAAGCCAGUGCAAAGUCCGACUACCAACGUGCAUCGCUGGGGCCAGUGAAUGAAGGCAUCCGGCUCGGAUCGACGCUGACCUCCUUGAAGUCAGCCUCAACCUUGGCGUGA
Messenger RNA from Symbiodinium sp. CCMP2592, 1497 nucleotides. NCBI's taxonomy places the organism in Eukaryota, Dinophyceae, Suessiales, Symbiodiniaceae. The record is from the annotation of a GenBank genome assembly.